Messenger RNA from Prunus persica (peach), 375 nucleotides. RefSeq names its product pentatricopeptide repeat-containing protein At4g25270, chloroplastic. Lineage: Eukaryota; Viridiplantae; Streptophyta; Magnoliopsida; Rosales; Rosaceae. The transcript has a single exon. Bases 1 to 375 code for a protein of 124 amino acids. Gene Ontology annotation, molecular function: RNA binding; protein binding. Gene Ontology annotation, biological process: RNA modification. The record is from RefSeq and is a predicted model, not a curated record.
AUGCUUGCUGCCAUUAAAGCCUUUGACCGCCAUACCUUGCCUGUGGUUCCCAAAUCUUGUGCUGGAUUAUUGGAAUUGAGGCUUGGAAAGCAAGUACAUAGAACCAUUUUGGUUAAUGGGUUUGCCUUAGAUUUGGCCAGCUUGAAUGCGUUGAUCAGCAUGUGUGCUAAGUGUGGUGAUUUGGCUGGUACGCGUAAAGUGUUUGACAGAAGGCUCAUAAGAAAUGAGAUUUCUUGGUUGGCAAUUUUGGCCGGGUAUGGAAUGCAUGGAGUGUUUGGUGAGGUAUUUGAAUUGUUUGAUAGGAUGGAGGCAGGAGAGAGGCCAGAUGUGGUGACAUUCACUACGGUUUUGCAGCGUGUAGUCAUGGCGGAUUAA